UUGAAGUUUCAGAAUUUUUUUUUGAAAUACCUUUUUUGUUUAUUUUUCUAUGACGUCAAGAAAAAGCAAUGAAGGAAUUCAUUGACGAGUAAUCGCGCAGAAAAAUAAGUUUAUACAACCAUCAAAGUUUUAAAAAAAAACAUUGAAGGAAUUAAUUGACGAGUUAAUCGCGCAGAAAAAUAACUAUAUACAACCUUCAAAGGUUGAAAAAGUUGAAAUAAGUUGCACUUUGAUUGCUUCGAGUAAUUUCCAUAGCCUGAUUUCCGUCUGUAAAAGCCGGCGGAGCAACGUCUGCGUCGGGUCUAAAUUGUGUAUUUAAAGAAAUGGAGACACUAUUUAUAACUGAGGCACGUUGAAAUUUGAAAGUCAAUUCAAUUUUUAAUCUGUUUUUUAUUCAUUACUUUUUAAUCCUGACUAGACUCUUAUGGUCGCCACCAUUACUCAAUUUUCCCAGGAGAAGCUGAUAUGUGCUGCAUUGGUUAGACUAGACAAAAAUUUUCAAUGAAAGACUUGAAUUAUUUACUUCGCAAUUCAAUUUUCAAUAAAUUUUCAUUAUCUUAACGAUGUUUUCAUUUGAAUAAAAAUUCAAAGUACAAUUUUAAUGGCGAUUUUUAUCAAUAACAGUCUCCCAGAAUUCAUCGAAAUUGUGAACACUUCUGAUUCGAAUUUCGCCCCGUCAGAAACAGAGAGUUUUGUUCACGUUUUCCUCAAGUUGGCGAUGAAUCCGAAGUUUAUUUUCUACUCGUGUUUGAUUUUAUCCACCAUUCUGAGUAACUCGUGUGUUAUUUACUUUGUCUUACGACAGAAGCCGAACUUUCGCAGCUGGCGACUGAAUUUGUUCAUUGCGCACUUGGCAGUCGCUGGACUCCUCGUGUCUCUGACGACUAUGCCGGCCACUUUGAUCUCCAUCCCGACUGACGACGUCUGGAUAUUCGGAGACAAGCUAUGCAAGGCGAGAGCACUAGUGCAGGUAGUGGCCCCUGCAUGUACUAGUUUCCUACUGGUGAGCAUGGCCUGUGACAGAUACUAUGCCAUAGUCCUGAACACCCGUCACCAGCACCAGAACCUCAUCAUGGUAUCAACCAGCUGGUGUAUGUCCAUUCUGCUGUCUCUUCCCCAGCUGUAUGGAUUCGGAAUCACCGAAAGAGGCGAGGAGCGAAAGUUCUACUGCCAGGCUAAGAAAUCUUGGAUCCACAGUACCAUUUUUCCAUUCUAUCUCGGAACGGUAUUUCUAUUUGUGGUCGUUAUUCCCACUGGAACUAAUACGUUCUGCUACGGACGAGCCCUGUAUUAUCUCUACGGGUCAAACCGGCUCAACGUUCCCGUCCGCAACUCCAUCGCCGAGACUCGAAAUCUGAUCACUCAGCGGGAGAACUCAACCAAGCUUGCAAUCGCGAUUGUUUUGAGCUACUUGGGAUGUUGGCUCCCCUAUUUCACCGGGGCUUUUCUGACAGUUUUUGCAGGAUUUCAACUUCCAGACUGGGUUUUGACAAUAACAGAAGGACUGGCCAUGAUGAAUUCGCUGGUUAACCCCCUUUUGUGCUGUGGGUACAGCACUAGAAGGAAGACAAUUGUUAACAGCAACAGUAAGGGGGCACAAGAUAAAGUGGCUCAAGGAAGGGCUAUUUCUAGCUCUCAAGUUUAAUUGCAUCUCCAAAUUGACAUUUUAUUUCCCCUUUUCAUAUCAAAAAACAGCUCUUUCCCUUUUAGCACCCAUACCAACCCAGCAAAUUAUAGCUUCCCCUCUUAAAAAAUUACCAAGGUGGUGCUUCAAUGUGAGGGUGGG
Messenger RNA from Symsagittifera roscoffensis, 1786 nucleotides. Its product is annotated as QRFP-like peptide receptor. Gene Ontology annotation, molecular function: peptide binding; G protein-coupled receptor activity. Lineage: Eukaryota; Metazoa; Xenacoelomorpha; Acoela; Convolutidae. The transcript is spliced from 3 exons. Bases 602 to 1645 code for a protein of 347 amino acids. Gene Ontology annotation, cellular component: plasma membrane. Gene Ontology annotation, biological process: cellular response to hormone stimulus; G protein-coupled receptor signaling pathway. The record is from RefSeq and is a predicted model, not a curated record.